UUUCCUCUUGUUUCAAUGGUCUGGAGGAUGGAGACCAAUUGUGCCUUGGGGCGGAGACUUUGUUUAAUCGAUAGUGGUGAAACUAUGUACAUUCAUGCACUCGCCCACACAGCCUUCUUUCCUUGCAAUCCCCAGAUUAGCAACAACUCUGCUAUGAUGGAGAUGCAAGCAUGUCCUGCAUUUGGACGACUCUGGACCGUGGGAGACGGUCAACCAUACGCCUGGUUCAAGGCACGAAACAUUUUCCCGGUGUUUGAUAUAUGGCGAUUGAAGCACCCAAAAAGGCUGUCAACCACUAGGGUGGUUGGAUUUGUGGCGGCUAUAAGUCCGUCCGCUUCAUGCCGGAGUGCGACAAUAGCCAGUUCACUUCAUGCGUCGAUUGAGGGUUGCUGGCUGGAAGGCCUUACGGUAUAG
Molecule: messenger RNA, 414 nt
Organism: Periconia digitata
Lineage: Eukaryota; Fungi; Ascomycota; Dothideomycetes; Pleosporales; Periconiaceae
Source: the annotation of a GenBank genome assembly